Molecule: messenger RNA, 693 nt
Organism: Caenorhabditis briggsae
Lineage: Eukaryota; Metazoa; Nematoda; Chromadorea; Rhabditida; Rhabditidae
Exons: 1
Coding region: 1-693 (230 amino acids)
Source: RefSeq, a predicted model, not a curated record
AUGGAUCGAAUGCCCGUCGGUCAACAUCAACCACAGUAUCCAUCAGAGAAUCAAGACUAUUUCUACGAUCCGGAAAUGGCGGUUCGAGGAAACAGAAACCACGUUUCCGACAUGCGUCGUCAGGAGGAUCGUAUGAAUCGCGAGCUGAUGUGGGAGGAUCCAACUCCACUGGUCCCAUUCUUCGCUACAGAACCACCAUCAUGGGCUGAUAUCCAGAUUAGUGGAAGACCAAUUCAGCGUCCAUUCCACCGCUCACCAGCCAAGUUCAAUACAUCAACUUGGCAAGAAGUGAAGAAGGAGGACGUCUUCAGCACUAUGGGAAUGUGGGAGGCGCCACCAACAAAGAAGCAACAGCACCAUCCGGCUUCUGUUCGCCAGCCACCACCAGCUCCAAAACACGACGUCUUCGAGAACAUCGGAAAGUGGAAUCCAAAUGAGGUGCAACAAACUCCAAAAGUUGCUCCAAAAUUCACUCCGAUGUCUCUCAACAUGAUGAUGACUCCAAUUAAUCGUGCACCAUCGCUCGAGUCUCCAACGACUUCAUUGGAAUCCUCUCCCGAGGAAAAAAAUAGCUGGACUAGCUUCGAGCUUCUUCUCAACCCAAAGUCGAGCCGCUCAUCUGAUUCUGGAUCUGAGUACUCUUCUCCAAUCGAUCCUUACGGACACUGGAACUCAAACUUGCCAAAACACUGA